Homarus americanus (American lobster) is the source of this 2174-nucleotide messenger RNA. Its product is annotated as glutamate receptor 2-like. The record is from RefSeq and is a predicted model, not a curated record. Gene Ontology annotation, molecular function: glutamate-gated receptor activity. Lineage: Eukaryota; Metazoa; Arthropoda; Malacostraca; Decapoda; Nephropidae. Gene Ontology annotation, cellular component: membrane. The transcript has 10 exons. Bases 52 to 1299 code for a protein of 415 amino acids.
CCAACUCCUUCGAUCACCAGGGAAGGAAAAUAUUACGUGAGGAUUAGAGCCAUGACGUCACAGAAGCCCUUCCUCAGGAUAGCUGCAGGAGAGUGGAUCCCAUACACCAAGAUCCUCACACAAGAUGGCGGGAACAUCACGGUGGAAGGUCCCAUGAAGUUUGUGCUGGACAUAUUUGCCAAGAUGAUUAAUUUUGAUUACGAGCUCGUUCCUGCCCCGGGUAAUAAGUGGGGGGCGCCUCUGGCUAACGGGUCAUUCUCCGGCAUGAUGGGACUACUGCAGCGGGAGGAGGUGGAGCUGGCCAUUGCGCCCUUCUUCGUCACGCCGCCCCGGGAGACAGCAGCCGACUUCUCUGAGCCGGUCUACUACGACAGCUACGCCAUCCUUAUGGUGAGGCCAGAGAUAGUGAACGACAUGUCUGGCUUCCUCAAACCCUUCGCACCUACGGUGUGGUUGAUGAUCGUGUUGAGUUUGUUGUGUAUGACGGUGGCCAUGAGUCGUGUGGCCAGAUACGAGGAGGUGGUGGUGUUCUCCCUCCCGGCCACCACCACCUGGGCCAAGGCCACACUAUGGGCCAUCCAAGCAUUUAGCCAAGAAGGUUCUCACUGGCUGCCUAGGAAACACGGUGGCCGCCUGCUGGUGUCGACGUGGCUGAUGGCUUCCCUCGUCUUUAUGUCUUCCUACAGCGGGAUCCUGACGGCCAUGCUGACGGUGCCACGGGUCAACAUCCCUAUAGACUCUCUUAAGGACCUCGUGGCCCAGUCUGACCUGCCCUGGCGGAUUGAGGCGGAUUCAUUCAUGUAUAAUUUCUUCUUGAAGGCGGAGGACAACCUACGUCAGGGAGUUUUCUCUAAGAAGGCCGGCACCUUCCAGGACUGUUGGGCGGACCGUCAGGCUAUAGCAGACGGGGAGUUCGCUGCCAUCUGUGACAGGAUCACCAUGAUGAAGGCCAUGUCUUGGGACUUCAGCACAACAGGACGGUGCCAUUUGUACAUCUCGAGGGAAAAGGUUUAUGACAACGGGUACCUGUCCAUUGCCUUCAAGACCAAGUCCAAAUACCUUCCAGCGGCUAACAAGAUCAUCAAGACCCUGAAGAUGACGGGACACCUCAACAAGUGGCUGGCCGACCAGAUCACCAACACCACCCAAUGUCUUAAGCCACCCUCAGCUGAUAUAGGGGCCGGCAUCUCACCACUCAGCAUAGAAGCUUUUUCCGGCCCUCUCCUCGUCUUACUGACAGGUCUGACCAUGGGCGGAGUGGUCUUGGUGGCUGAACACUUGAUGAAGCUCCUUGACUGAGAUAAGAGAGUUCCUUCGGGGCCCACUCACCUCCUGAACACUGAUACUACAAGAUAACACGAUAAGGAUCUCCCCCCUCCCCCUCCCUCUUACAUCCCCUCACUUCCCUCUCACCCACCCCCCUCCCUCCUAUAUUCCUGUAUAAACUAUAGGAACUUUCUUAUAUAUGUGGUUCUUAUAUGACUCAACAGUUGACUUUAUAUCGAUGUAUAAUUUGCAUAAGUAUAUAUAAUAAUGUACCAGCAAUAAUAUACGAAUGAGUCAAUUAUACCAAGGUAACUGCUGGCUAUUGAGUCAUUAUUUCAUAUAUAAUACGUAUUAUAGAGUGUUACUGAAAGCCAAAAUUAUUACCCAAAUUAGAGAUUUAUUCAUAUUUCUUCGGACAUUAUCAGAAGAAUUAUAUUAAUAAGUUAUAUAUAUCGUGAUUAAUUCUGUUAAAAAGCUAAAAUACCAGUUAUAUUUUUCCUUAUAUCAUUUUAUAUCAGAAUUAUUGUAAGCCUUUAUCUACGUCAUUAUCUAAUAAGUAUUGUGAUAAGUUAAAUACACUGUUAUGCUUUAUAUACUUGGGCGGUCAGUUAUGCCUCUGUUAUACGCACUGUUGGCAAGUACUGGGCAUGCACCGACUCCUGAAUACGUACACAAUGGUUUAUACUCAUCCUGUACCCAUAGAUGCCCAGUUUCAUUCCUGUCUAUGUGUAAUAAAUAUGUGCACGAGUAACUUUCCUUUAUUUUAUCACUCUCUCUUUCUGAUCUAUUAGUUUGUUCAUAAUUUACUGACGGGGAAAUACAUGAAUGACGUCAGCCACAACACAAUACUUUGCAAGAUUAAUAUAACGAUUCAUAAACGGCAAAAUAUGAAGUCCACGUCACAAUGA